AUGCCACGUCAUUGGAAACCUAUCUAUGAUCUGACGGCAAUAGACAACACGAUCUACAGUUGCGGUGGCGAUAAUACGGUCAACUCGUGGGGGCUGACUAACACCGAUCUUGUCCAUCAGGGAACUUACUAUUUACGGAGGAGCGACAAUUUCCAUUCGUUUUUAUGGUGUAUAUCAUCGUGCCCGGAGGAUAAUCUCUUUGCGACCGGCUCAUCCUGCGGGACUAUAUACGUGUUCGACUCAAGAUCGAGAAAUAACCCGAUCAGACAUUAUCGACCUCACACUAAGCCCGUGAAUAGCCUGGCCAUGAACACGGAAUACAUUCUGUCCGCCACCGCUAACGACUACACGAUGUCCAUUUGGGAUCAGAGAGCCGGACGGACCAUGAAGUCUAUCACAUUUCCAGGUGAAACAACGCGCACCACGUGUAUAAAUAUGCGACGAGAUUUGGUUUUCGUUGGAACCAGAACAAGGUACGCAUACUUUUCGACGUUGCACGUGCUAAAUCCAAAGGACGAUUUCAACCUAGUGAAAUCUUAUCCCACCGAGCAUACGAGAGAUAUAACGGGGAUACGUCUGACGCACAGAUGCUUGAUAACGAGUUCCACCGACAAUAUUGUCAGAAUUUCGAGCCUUACGGAUCCGCCAAAGCCCAUCGCUACUUUACGUUCAGGGAUCGAACAUAUCAACAAUGUGCGAAUGGACUAUCUGAAUGACACUCUCGCAGUAUCCGGCUACUCAGGUGUCGAGGUAUGGUACCCGAAAUUGACGUGUUCAACGAAACAAUAA
Molecule: messenger RNA, 789 nt
Organism: Temnothorax curvispinosus
Lineage: Eukaryota; Metazoa; Arthropoda; Insecta; Hymenoptera; Formicidae
Product: F-box/WD repeat-containing protein 9-like
Exons: 4
Coding region: 1-789 (262 amino acids)
Cellular component (GO): catalytic step 2 spliceosome
Molecular function (GO): RNA binding; protein binding
Source: RefSeq, a predicted model, not a curated record